Molecule: messenger RNA, 4563 nt
Organism: Klebsormidium nitens
Lineage: Eukaryota; Viridiplantae; Streptophyta; Klebsormidiophyceae; Klebsormidiales; Klebsormidiaceae
Source: the annotation of a GenBank genome assembly
CGUUCAUGCGCAAUGCAGCACCGGCCUGGAUAGGUACUCAAUCCGGGUGCACUUCUUGUUUGGAACUCCGAAAGGCAAAGCCGCUUUGAAAGAGUUUGAAAGCGCAUCUGAGAAGUGCUUUUGUUGGCAGGGCCGGCAGGGCGGGGUAACACAUUUGCAGGAACUCAUUGUGGGUUUGGCCGUGAGGGCACGCUUGGCUUAACUGACGUCAUCAUGAGCCCUUUGGGUGCUGCAGCCGAGAAUGACUUCACACCGGCAGCGCAGACGGCGGAUGCAGAGGCAGCUGUCGAGCUGACUGCUGCAAGCAACAUGGAGAACGGGAAACAUGGUACAUUCGGCGCGAACGGGGCCAAAGCUGCAGCAAAUGUGGAGCUGGAUGCAGGAAAGGAGGAGAAAGGGAAGGACAAACCGGAGAAGGCCAAGAAGGCGGAAAAGCAGCCGUCCGUGCCCUACUACCAGCUGUUCAAGUACGCGGACAAACUGGACGUCCUGCUCGUGAUCGGUGGCACCAUUGCGGCAAUUGUGGAGGGGGCUGCGCUGCCUGUCUUCUUUGUGUUCUUCGGAGAGCUGAUCAACUCCCUCGGGACUUACUUUGACCAACCCCUCAUUCUAGCUGAUAAAGUCAACAAGUACUCUCUCUACUUCGUCUACGUGGGCCUGGUCGUCCUCGUCUCCUCCUACCUCGACGUCUCCCUCUGGAUGUGGACCGGAGAGCGCCAGUCGUCGCGCAUCCGCUCCAAGUAUCUGCGCGCGAUUCUCCGACAAGACGUCGGCUACUUUGACUUGGGAACGAGCUCCGGCGAAGUCGUCAGCCGCGUGAAUGACGACACGCUGCUGGUGCAGGAUGCCGUUGGGGAGAAGGUUGGCAAUUAUAUCAAGAACAUGGCGACUUUCGUGGCCGGCUUCAUUGUGGGCUUCACCCAAGUGUGGCAGCUGACGCUCGUGCUGUUUGCGGUGAUCCCCCUCCUCGCAACCCCUGGCAUGCUCUACGCGCGCACCCUCAAGGGGCUCUCGUCCCAGGGCGCCGAAGCCUACUCGGAUGCUGGUCGCAUCGUGGAAGAAUCGCUGAGCGCCGUCCGCACCGUCUACUCGUUCGCGGCGGAAGAGAAGACGCAGAAAGCGUACGAGGAGGCACUGCAAAAGACCUACAAGCUGGGGCUCAAGGCGUCGCUCGCCAAGGGCCUGGCGCUCGGGGCGCAGGCCGUCCUCUUCUUCGCGUGGGCGCUCAUGUUCUGGUACGGUUCCGUCCUUGUCAGCAACGGCGAGGCCAACGGCGGGGAGAUCCUCUCGACCGCAUUUGCCGUCAUCAUUGGUGGGCUGUCCCUUGGCCAAGCGGUUCCUAACCUGAAGAACUUCGCGGAGGGUUGCACCGCUGCGCACAAAAUCUUCCAGAUGAUCGACCGGAUUCCGGCCAUCGACUCGGAGGACCUCAGCGGAAAGAAGCUAGACUCUGUCGAAGGCAACAUCGAGCUCAGAAACGUUUCCUUCGUCUACCCAGCCCGCCCCGACGUGCCCAUCUUCCAGCGCUUCAGCCUGGCCAUCCCCGCUGGGCGCCACGUGGCGCUCGUGGGCUCCUCCGGAUCCGGGAAAUCGACGGUCAUCCAGCUGUUGGAGCGCUUCUACGAUCCGACUGGGGGCGGCAUCUUCCUGGACGGGCACAACAUCAAGUCGCUCCAGCUCAAGUGGCUACGUCAGCAGUAUGGGCUCGUGAGCCAGGAGCCCGCCCUGUUUGCGACGAGCAUCAAAGAGAAUAUCCUGUACGGCAAGGAGAACGCCACGCAAGAGGAAGUUGAGAACGCUGCCAGGGCGGCUAACGCCCACAGCUUCAUCUCAAGUCUGCCUCAGGGUUACGAUACGCAGGUGGGCGACCGGGGUGUCCAGCUGUCCGGCGGGCAAAAGCAACGCGUGGCGAUCGCACGAGCCAUCCUAAAGCAGCCCAAGAUCCUUUUGCUAGACGAAGCAACGAGCGCGCUCGACUCGGAGAGCGAGCAUGUGGUUCAGGAGGCGUUGGACCGGUUGAUGGUCGGCCGCACGACGGUGGUCAUUGCGCACCGCCUGUCCACGAUCCGCGACGCUGACGUCAUCGCGGUGGUGCAGAAGGGCGAGAUCGUGGAGCAGGGCGCGCACAAUGACCUCAUCGUGCGCGGGGGCGCGUAUGCGUCGCUCGUGAAGCUGCAGGAAAUUCGAGAGGACUACGUCGAAGAAGAGCCACUCGACGGCCCCCCCGGUCUCGAUUCCCCCAUCAAGAGCUUCAAGAAACAGGGCUCCGGGCUUUCCGCCCAACGUUCCGGUCUCGGUCAGCAGCGGAGCGGACUCGGCCAGCAGCGUAGCGGGCUGAGCAUGCAGCGGAGCGGACUGGGCAUGCAGAAGAGCGGUUUGGGCGACGAGGAAGCCGGGGACACGGACCAGAAAAUCGCCGGAAAAGCGCCCCGGCCUUCUUUCUGGCGGCUGCUGGCGCUCAAUAAGCCGGAGUGGCCGUAUAUGCUAUUGGGCACAAUUGGGGCGGUUGCGGCGGGGCUGGUGAACCCGUUUUGGGCGUUGAUCGUGUCCACGGUGACGUCAGUAUAUUACAACACGGACAUUGAAGAGAUGAAGGAUGACGUCAAGAGGUACUGCUACAUCUUCAUCGGCCUCGGCGGUGGGGCGAUGGUGGCCUAUCUGACCGAACACUUUUGCUACGGGGCGGUCGGCGAGGCGCUGACGAAGCGCGUGCGCGCCCUGAUGCUCAAGACGCUGCUGCGCCAGGAGGUUGCCUUCUUUGACCGCGACGAGAACUCGCCAGGUGCUCUGGCGGCCCGCGUUGGGACGGACGCAACGUACGUCCGCGCGGUCGUCGGCGAUCGGAUGUAUCUCAUCGUCCAAGCGUUGACGGGGAUCCUGGCGAGCAUCAUCAUCGGGCUCGUGCUCGAGUGGAAGCUCGCUCUAGUUAUGCUCGCGACGUUCCCGCUGCUGACGGCUGGGGCUGUCAUGGAAAACGUCGUGCUGCGCGGGUUCUCGGACCAGAACGCAAAGGCCCAAGAGGGCGCCUCGCAGGUUGCGGCGGGUGCCGUGGGCAACAUUCGGACGGUGUCCGCAUUUUCCGCCGAGGACAAGGUGCUGGCUUUGUUCAACGAGAAACUAGAGGUACCGCGGAAGCUGUCCUUCCGGCGCGGCCAGACCAGCGGGCUCGGCCUCGGACUCUCCUCAUUCUUCCUCUACGCGUCGUGGGCGCUGGCCCUUUGGUACGGAACCGAGCUCGUGAAGAACGACGGAGCCAAGUUCUCCGACGUGCUCAAAGUCUUCCUCGUCAUCGUAAGCGUCGGCUUUGGGGUCGCCGAGGCGGCCAGCCUCGCGCCCGACGUGGCGAAGGGAGGCACGGCGACAGAGUCCGUGUUUGAGGUUGUGGACCGGCGGACGGAGAUCGAUGCGGAUGCGAACGCUAACAACAAACUGGAGAAGCUGGAGGGCGCGAUCGAGUUGCGUGACGUCACGUUCAGUUACCCAACGCGGCCGGACGUGGUUAUCUUCAAGAACUUCAGCCUGAAGGUGAAGCCCGGCCUGACGGUGGCGCUUGUGGGGCAGAGCGGGUCCGGCAAGAGCACCAUCAUAUCGCUCAUCCAACGGUUCUACGCGCCCGCCAGCGGACGGAUCCUGAUCGACGGAAAGGACAUUACCUCCCUCCACCUGAAGACGCUGCGCUCUCAGAUCGGCCUCGUCUCGCAGGAGCCCACACUCUUCUCUGGCACCAUUAAGUCCAAUAUUUUGUACGGCAAAGCCAAUGCGAGCGAGGCCGAAAUCGUGGAGGCCGCGCGCGCGGCCAAUGCGCACAACUUUAUCAGCGCGCUCCCGGACGGGUACGACACCCACGUGGGCGAGAAGGGCGUCCAGCUGUCCGGCGGCCAGAAGCAGCGCAUUGCCAUUGCGCGCGCGGCCAUCAAGAGCCCGCGCAUUCUGCUGCUGGACGAAGCGACGUCGGCGCUGGACACCGAGUCGGAGCGCGUGGUGCAGGAGGCGCUGGACCGGCUGAUGGUCGGGCGCACCACUCUAGUUAUCGCGCACCGCCUCUCGACCGUGCGUCACGCUGACGUCAUCGCGGUGGUGCAAGAGGGCGCGAUCGUGGAGCAGGGCUCGCACGACCAGCUAAUCGCCAAGGGCGAGGGGGGCGCGUAUUACUCGCUCGUGAACAUACAGAAGAAGGGGCCCGUUUGAAAACAUAUAUAUAGCGAACUGCUUAGUAAAGUAUGUAGGUAGGUGAAAGUGCCAGCGUAUGCAUCCAAAGAACUGCAAUUGUUUUGCAGAAGCAUCAUUUUUCUUCAAAGUCUUAAGUGUGUACGGUCAAGAUGCGAGCUUAUUCAAGCCUGAAAGCGGCAGGCGAUCAGUCGCUCCGCGGUCAACGCAGGUUAACAAAGAUGCAAAGGCAGACUUUGCAACAGUGUUGCAUAGCUUAGACCAGCUGAAUUGGAGUGGCUUCCCUUAACUCUUUCCGCAAGCAUCGCUGAUUCUGUUUGCGCUUGUGAUCGAUGUUUCUGCAUGCCCUUCAGGCUUGCCAUAAAUCGUCACAUAUCAUCGAUCCUUGAAUCCAAG